CACAUUAACCAGAAGAAGCGAGGGCAUACCCUCUGUGUGGUAUUUGAAGCUCUUCAGCUCUUCAUCACCCCUGUGACCAUUUCUGUAAUGACUCUUGUUUCCCUCUAGGUGGCGGCAGAGUGGACUUUGAGGACUUUGUGGAGCUGAUGGGUCCUAAAAUGUUGGCAGAGACAGCAGACAUGAUUGGAGUGAAGGAGCUCAGGGAUGCUUUCAAAGAAUUUGACUCUAACGGGGACGGUCAGAUAAGCCUGGCUGAACUGAAGGAGGCCAUGAAAAAGCUGGUGGGGGAGCAGCUCAACCAACCAGAGAUCGACGAGAUCCUCCGAGAUGUCGACCUCAACGGGGAUGGCUUGCUCGACUUUGAGGAGUUUGUCAGGAUGAUGUCUCGCUGAUUCUCCUGGCCAGAAGACCACGUUGACAUGACUUUAAGAGAUUAGUAAACAACAUAACCUCCUCUGUUAGAUGUUAUGGUCCAAUCCUCAGUAUGUUGUUGUACAUGUACAGUAUUAUUGAUGUACAAAUAUUUCAUGUUGUUAGGGUAUUUGUUAGUACUUAUUUUCAUUGCUAUAGCAACAAUCCCUAAUAAUACAGUAUGUAUUUUUUUGUUAUAUAACUAAUAUUACAAUAAUACUUUUAUUUGUAAAGUGCUUUUCAUGCAUUAUGUUUAAAGUGCUACACUAUGUUAUCAGUUAACAAACAUGGAUUUAUUGAUAGAUUAUACAUCAUGUUUUAUUAAAGAGGAGAGUAAUGGUCUGAUUAUAUAAUACUGAUGUUGACAUUAUCAGUAGAAUUAGAAUAAAUGUUCAUUCAAAUCGUUUAAUUUAUUUAAUUUGUUUUCUUUCAAAUGAACUUGGUGACCAUUUUUUUAUUUUUUAUUUAAUGACAAAUGUUGAACCAUACAUCCUUGUUAGUUUGAUGUUUAGUAGAGUAAUCAUAUAAUUUGUUUUUUCUACAAUAAAAGAAAGCUGAGAUUGUAUGUACUGUAUAUACUUAAUAUGACUUAAUAAGACAUUCUUCACAUUUGACAAAUCUGAGACAAAUAACAUAAACAAGAGAAUAAUUCAGUUGUUACAUGAUGGAAAUGAAUAGUAGCCCUCAAUACAAUGUAACUACCUACAGUAGCCCUCAAUUCAAUGUAACUACCUACAGUAGCCCUCAAUACAAUGUAACUACCUACAGUAGCCCUCAAUACAAUGUAACUACCUACAGUAGCCCUCAAUACAAUGUAACUACCUACAGUAGCCCUCAAUAUAAUGUAACUACCUACAGUAUCCCUCAAUACAAUGUAACUACAGUAGCCCUCAAUACAAUGUAACUACAGUAGCCCUCAAUACAAUGUACCUACAGUAGCCCUCAAUACAAUGUAACUACAGUAGCCCUCAAUAUAAUGUAACUACAGUAUCCUCAAUACAAUGU
Molecule: messenger RNA, 1416 nt
Organism: Oncorhynchus tshawytscha (Chinook salmon)
Lineage: Eukaryota; Metazoa; Chordata; Actinopteri; Salmoniformes; Salmonidae
Product: calcium-binding protein 2-like
Exons: 3
Coding region: 147-392 (81 amino acids)
Molecular function (GO): calcium ion binding
Source: RefSeq, a predicted model, not a curated record